Molecule: messenger RNA, 728 nt
Organism: Ruditapes philippinarum (Manila clam)
Lineage: Eukaryota; Metazoa; Mollusca; Bivalvia; Venerida; Veneridae
Product: cerebellin-1-like
Exons: 3
Coding region: 39-677 (212 amino acids)
Molecular function (GO): protein binding
Source: RefSeq, a predicted model, not a curated record
CCGAACGUAUGUAAAGUCAGUGUCGAGUUAGAUACAAAAUGAAAAUACUAUUUCUAUUUUCGGUCGUUUAUUUUCUAAAUGUUCAAACCUGUUUUUGCGUUAAAGGGUCCGAUGAUAACUUCAAAGGGAAGAACACGAUCAACGGUAUUCUAGAAAGACUUAAGGCAGCUGAAAAACAAAUACAGGUACUUCAGAAAACAAUCUCUGCCCACCAAGACAACGGCAACAAAAAAUUAAACUUGGCUAACACGCGAUCCAUUACCAAUGGUAACACGGCAAUCGGUUUUACGGCAUGUUUGUCGGUGUCUGGAGACGUCAAAUAUGAACGUGAUCAGACAAUCAUUUUCGACAAAGUAUUUACAAACGUAGGUCACGGCUACAAUUCCCAUUCUGGCGUUUUUACUGCCCCGCGGAGGGGAUUAUAUGUGUUCCAUUUAGCUGCUAUGGCACGUUCAGAAACGAGCAAAUUACUAGAUCUUGUUAAAGACGGAAACAGAUUGGACACAGCAUAUGUCGGUGCCCAUGGUGCGAUUGACUAUCAGUCUGUCUCUAAAGAAUGGGCUCUGCAGUUAGAGCAGGGCUCUCAAGUUUGGAUUAAGGAAGGCAGUUAUCAUGGAGAUAUAAUAGAUGGGUGGUGUAAAACGGCUUUCACCGGCUAUAUGGUGGGCGCAAUGUGAUGUCAUGAUAAUGUUAAUAUUAACAAGAAUAAAUACAUGUACAAUGCUGAA